AUGUUUAUCAUUCAAAUUUGUAUGAAAAUUUCAAAACAAUGGAGACAUGUAUCAUUUCAAACUCCUCUUUCAUUAUCAUUCGCACAAAAUCACUUCAAAGAAUUUUUAAAACCAAUCAAACUUUUGACUAAUUGUGAAUGUUUGACAAAUUUGACUUCUUUGAGUCUGAGAUGCAAUACCGUUGGCAAUGAAGGUGUUAAACAUAUUUCUUCAAGUGAAUGGUUGAAGAAUUUGAUCUCUUUGGAUCUGUUUCACAAUCAAAUUGGCAAUGAAGGAGUCAAAUAUAUUUCUUCAAGUGAAUGCUUGAAAAAUUUGGCUUUUUUGAAUCUGGCUGACAAUCAAAUUGACAAUGAAGGUGUUAAAUAUAUUGCUGCAAGCGAAUCCUUAAAGAAUUUGACUUUUUUGGAUCUGGGAGGCAUUCUAAUUGACAAUGAAGGUGUUAAAUAUAUCGCUACCAGCGAAACCUUAAAGAGUUUGACUUCUUUAAGACUGCACAGCACUAGAGUUGGCAAUGAAGGUGUUAAAUAUGUUGCCAUGAGUGAAUCGUUGAAGAAUUUGACUCUUUUAGAUCUGGGAUUCAGUAGGGUUGGCAGUGAAGGUGUUAAAUAUAUUGCUACAAGUGCAUCCUUAAAGAGUUUGACUUCUUUGGAUCUGAUCAGUGAUGCAAUCGGUAAAGUUGGUGCCAAAUAUAUUUCUACCAGCGAAUCCUUAAAGAAUUUGACUUUUUUGGAUCUAAGAUUCAAUUAUAUUGGCAGUGACGGCGUUAAAUAUAUUGCUACAAGUGAAUGGUUGAAAAAUUUGACUUCUUUGGAUCUGAGAUACAAUAAUAUUGACAGUGAAGGCGUUAAAUAUAUUGCCACAAGUGAAUCCUUGAGAACUCUGACUUCUUUAGACUUAACCAAAAAUGAAAUUGGCCAAGAAGGUGUUAAAUAUAUUGCCAACAGUGAAUGGUUGAAGAAGUUGAAAAAACCUGUAAAAUUUUGA
This is a messenger RNA of Naegleria lovaniensis, 984 nucleotides long. RefSeq lists its product as uncharacterized. The record is from RefSeq and is a predicted model, not a curated record. NCBI's taxonomy places the organism in Eukaryota, Heterolobosea, Eutetramitea, Acrasida, Naegleriidae. Gene Ontology annotation, cellular component: cytosol; nucleus; perinuclear region of cytoplasm. Gene Ontology annotation, biological process: activation of GTPase activity; nucleocytoplasmic transport. Gene Ontology annotation, molecular function: GTPase activator activity; small GTPase binding. The coding region runs from base 1 to 984 and encodes 327 amino acids. The transcript has a single exon.